UACUGGCAGGUGCAGUUUUAAGUCUCUUUGUCUCUUUCUUUUCAGCUAUUGUAGUGCUUAACCUCUCGCCAAUCUUCUCGUAUAAAUGGCUAGUAAACUACCAAAAACUCUCAAGAUUCAAACUGAGCGUAGACUCUCCAUGGAAAGUGCCUGCUCUUUGUGUUGUCACGAAACUAAAGAGUGGGUCAUCUCUCCCUGCGAUCAUCACAUUUGUCUCACUUGUGCCGCUCGACUGAGGGUCCUCUGUGAUACCAAAGAGUGCCCAGUUUGUAGAGAGAACAACGAGAAAGUAAUUGUUGUUGAGAAGAGACAGUCUUUUGUUUCAAUUCCUUCACAAAAGAAACUUUACGAUCGAAAAUCUGGAUUCCUGUUUGAGUCCCGUGAGUUAUAUGCCGCCUUUGAGUCCCUAAAGAUCCCACGGUGCAUCAAGUGUGAGGAAGGGGGAGGGACCAAGAGGGAUGAAGGAGGAAUUGGGAGGGGACAUGAAAUAGGAAGGCCGAGAUUUACGAACAUGAAAUCGCUACAGGAUCAUUUACGUAAAGAUCAUAACUUGUCCAUGUGUGACAUAUGUGUAUCUAAUCUUAAGCUAUUCCCUCAUGAGUAUCGAUUGUAUACACGAGAACAACUGGCCCGACACCGCCGAGAGGGGGAUCCUGAUGACUCUGCCUACAAGGGACACCCCCUGUGCCAGUUUUGUGACGAGAGGUUCUUAGACACGGAGACGCUGUUCUUUCAUCUGAAGAACAAGCACUUCUGGUGUCACAUAUGUGAAGCUGAUGGCAGUCAGGAUUAUUAUGCUAGUUAUGCUGAGUUGAGGGUUCACUUCCGUCAGUCUCAUUACCUCUGCUCUGAGGGUCCUUGCAGAUAUGAGAAAUUCACAACAGUUUUUAGGACCAAGCUAGACUUUCAGGCACACAAAGCAAAGGAGCAUUGCAAAGGAUUGAGUAAAGCUGAAGCCAAGCAGUUGAGGCAAGUUGAUGUUGGGUUUGUAUAUAGUAAGGCUCCAGAGGAAGUUGAAGGGAUGCCUCCUGUGUCACAGAGACAGUAUCAUCACACGAGACAGAAGAGAACAUCCAGCAAAGAGAUUGAUGACAUAGAAACAGCUAAAGCAUUAUCUCUUACGGAACAGAAGAAAGACACUAAUUCAGCUAGGAGCAACAGCGAAGAGAACUCACCUGAUCAACAGAUCAAAGACACUCAUCCACUGUCCAAUAGUUGUCCUAUAGUACGGAAUACAUCCCUACCCUCUUUCAGUACAGUAAAGAUUAGUGUAGAGGAACCACCUAAUGAGUGGCCAUUACUUGAUACUGAUAUAAAGACACAGAGCAAACCAUCUCCACCUCCUCAUCUUCUUUCAUCUAUUCCAGUAGCACCACCACCUGGUCUCACUCUUACUGCAUCUAAACCACCUCCUGGCUUUAAUCCUAGCCCUCCCAUUGCUGGGCCUUCUAAUUUGAAAACUGAGUUUGACAUUUUUGAAAUGGCACAGAAAAUUCUAGGAAACAAUAAGAAGAAAGUAAAUCACUUUAGGAAAUGGAGUGGUCAGUAUUUGUUAGGGGAUUUAACAGCUAGUGAUUAUUAUGGACACUGUUCUGAUAUAUUUGGUUCAGCUUGGACUGAAUUUGGACUACAACUUGUAGAGACUUUACCAGAUCCUAUAAAAAGAGCUGAACUCCAUUCUUUGUUUGAUAGAGACAAGAAACCUACUACAGUUCCACCAGGAGCAGUUAAACCACCUCCUGGUUUAUCUGUGACACAGCAACCACCAUCUUUACGUAGUAAAAACAAAAAGGCUAAGCAUCUACAAGCUGAUUUAAGUGAUUCUAGGCCAUGGCAUUCAGCCACUCAGCGAUCUAAAGUGAGUUUGACUGAAGAUGAGUUUCCAAGCUUGCAGAACACUGGAUCAAAGGGACCUGAUGCAGUGACAGCAUUAUCUGGUUGGAAUGUUAAAGUUGCCGUGAAGUAAAAAUGAAACUGUACAUGUACAACUGUGAUGUUAGCUAUAAGUUUAUUUAUCAUCAAGUCACUAUUGUCUAUUUGUAAUUAUAAUAAUAA
Amphimedon queenslandica is the source of this 2055-nucleotide messenger RNA. RefSeq names its product zinc finger protein 598-like. The transcript has 4 exons. Bases 86 to 1966 code for a protein of 626 amino acids. Lineage: Eukaryota; Metazoa; Porifera; Demospongiae; Haplosclerida; Niphatidae. The record is from RefSeq and is a predicted model, not a curated record. Gene Ontology annotation, molecular function: ubiquitin protein ligase activity; ribosome binding. Gene Ontology annotation, biological process: protein ubiquitination; rescue of stalled cytosolic ribosome.